Menidia menidia (Atlantic silverside) is the source of this 3450-nucleotide messenger RNA. The record is from the annotation of a GenBank genome assembly. Lineage: Eukaryota; Metazoa; Chordata; Actinopteri; Atheriniformes; Atherinopsidae.
CUCGGUUUCCUCCCUCUCUCUUUCUCUCUUCCUGAUUCCCUCUUUUCCAUUCCCAGAAAGUCCUUCGGAGGAAGAGGUCAGCAGUUUGCGGCGCUGAAUGCAUCAGCUCCCAACAGAUGUGAAACACUCCUCAAGACCGGUUGUUUAAUAAGGCGAGAACAACUUGCUUAAAGAGAACAACCUCUUGAGGACAUGAAGAUCAUUGAGGUCAAGCUGAUCACGCUCCACGUCUUCAUUAUCCUGCAGAUUGUGAAUGUAAAGGCUCAAGUCAACCCAGAAAUAUGCCGCUAUCCUCUGGGUAUGAACGGUGGGCAAAUACAGGAUGAAGACAUCUCGGCUUCCAGUCACUGGUCUGAGUCCACCGCUGCCAGAUUUGGAAGGCAAAUUGUUUUUUUUCAUCUCUCUCGUGAGAAGCUUCUCAUCAGACUGCAUGCACGACUUAACUUUGACAACGGAGACGGCGAUGGCGCCUGGUGCCCUGACGUCAUGUCAGAGCAGGACGGACUGAAAGAGUACCUCCAGGUGGACCUGCGCUCGCUGCAUUUCAUCACGCUGGUGGGCACCCAAGGUCGCCACGCGGACGGAAUGGGCAAUGAGUUUGCCCAGAAGUACAGGAUCAAGUACAGCCGUGAUGGCAACAACUGGAUGAGUUGGCGUGACAGGAAGGGAGGCCAGGUCAUCGAGGGCAACAGAAACGCAUAUGACAUUGUUCUGAAGGAUCUGGAGCCUCCCAUCAUAGCCCGUUUUGUUCGUUUCAUGCCCGUCACCGACCACUCCAUGAUUGUGUGCAUGAGAGUGGAGCUCUACGGCUGUGAAUGGCUGGAUGGAUUGGUAUCUUAUAGCAUUCCAGAUGGACACCAAAUGAUCUACAGGGGCCUGGAUGUCUUCUUUAAUGAUUCUGUGUAUGAUGGAUUGACAUCUGAAAGACUGACCAAAGGCCUCGGCCAGCUCACAGAUGGGACGUGGGGUCUGGAUGAUUUCCUCCACAGCCGGAUAUACGGCAUGUGGCCUGGUUACGACUACGUAGGAUGGAGCAACAAGACUUUCCCCAAAGGUUAUGUGGAGAUGAUCUUUGAUUUCGACCACAUCCGGAACUUCACUUCCAUGAAGGUUCACUGUAACAACAUGGUCAGCCAUAGGGUGAGGGUGUUCAGACAGGUCACUUGUUUCUUCCGGUCAGGGUCAGAAUGGGAGGCUGACCCUGUGACGUUCAGGCCCGCUGUCAGUCACAUGAGCCAAAGUGCUAAUUUUGUCACCGUGCCCCUCGGGGAUCGCACUGCCAAAACCAUCAAGUGCCGCUUCCACUUCAGUGACCUGUGGAUGCUGUUCAGUGAGGUGGCCUUCCAAUCAGGCUCUGCUGUGUACAACACAUCCAUGAAUCCUCGCAAACCUGGACACGGCCCAAACAUAGGCCCAAGGGAUGAUCCCACUCACAAACUGGAUGAUAGCAACACAAGGAUCUUGAUUGGCUGCCUGGUGGCUAUCAUUGCUAUCCUGAUGACUAUCAUAGUCAUCAUCCUGUGGCGGCAGGUCUGGCAAAAGAUGCUUGAGAAGGCGUCACGCCGCUUGUUGGAUGAUGAACUCACAGCUCGUCUUGCCAUCCAGACCCGGGCUUUCUCCUUCCAUAACUCAUCCUCAUCCAGCGAGGGCAGCUCCACCCCAAACUCCACCUAUGAAAGAAUUUACCCGCUUUGCGCCGACUACCAGGAGCCGUCCCGCCUUAUCCGUAAACUUCCCGAGUUCGCACAGUCCAUGGAGAAUCUCGGUACAGUAAGCCAGCAAAAGGAGGAGCCCCCCCGAUCGCCUCGCAGAGCGCUCACAGCCAGUUCGGAUGGUGCUCCGCACUACGCCGAGGCAGAUAUCAUCAGUUUGCAGGAGUCUUCGGACGGCAGCGUCCACUCUCUCACAGCUGUCAACAUUAAUCUCUUUGCUGGCAACGAUUCAUCAAUGAGAGAAUUUCCAAGAGAGAAACUCGCCUUCAAGGAGAAACUUGGAGAGGGCCAGUUUGGAGAAGUGCACUUAUGUGAGGCCGAUGGCAUGCUGGACUAUUUGGAUGAGGAUUUGUCCAUUGAGGGAAACAGUGAGUCACCCGUGCUCGUUGCCGUUAAAACACUGCGGGAGGACGCAAACAAAAAUGCAAGGAACGACUUCCUGAAGGAGAUCCGCAUCAUGUUUCGUCUGAGGGACCCCAACAUAGUCCGCCUGUUGGCAGUGUGCGUGGACACGGAUCCUCUGUGCAUGAUCACUGAGUACAUGGAGAAUGGAGACCUGAAUCAGUUCCUGUGUGGUCUCAGACUGAAGAAGGCCGUCGAUGAAGAAAAGGAAGAAAAAGAGGAUGGGAAGGACAUGGUUAGUUACACUAAACUGAUUGACAUGGCAGUGCAGAUUGCGUCUGGUAUGAAGUACUUGUCGUCCCUCAACUUUGUCCACCGUGAUCUGGCUACCCGCAACUGUCUGGUGGGGAAAAACUACACCAUAAAGAUUGCUGAUUUCGGCAUGAGUCGCAACCUGUACAGGGGGGACUACUACCGGAUCCAGGGCCGAGCAGUCCUGCCCAUUCGCUGGAUGUCAUGGGAGAGCAUACUCCUGGGUAAGUUCACCAUGGCCAGUGACGUGUGGGCAUUUGGAGUGACUCUAUGGGAAAUUCUCACUCUGUGUAAGGAGCAACCCUAUUCCCAGCUAUCUGAUGAGCAGGUUAUCGAAAACACAGGCGAGUUCUUCAGGGACCAAGGCAAGCAGGUGUACCUGCCAAAGCCCCCAUGUUGUCCUGAUGGAGUCUACAGCGACCUCAUGCUAAGCUGCUGGAAGAGAAAUGCCAAGCAAAGACCGAGCUUUGAAAAGAUACACACUCAGCUGAAGGAGAGCUUGGCAUAACAGAUGAGACAACCAAGAACUGUUUCAUUUGACUCUUCCUAUGGAUGUAUUUGAAGUCAGAGGCCAUUUGUCCUUUGUCAUCUGACAACGGGGCUGUAAAUAUUUGAAUAUAAGAAGAAUACAUUAUACACUUGAAGAAAAAUUGAUAUUGUAGAUAUGCAAUUUAAGGGGCUUUACUCUUCUGCCUGUUUAUUAUUUCUGUGUAUUAUUCUUUACUAUUGAAAGAGUGAACCAUGAUCUCCCAAGUAACACAGUUGUGAAUAUAUAUUUUUUUACUCUUUCUGUGCAUGAAAUGAAUAUCACUUUCAUAGGAGACUGUCAGUGCUGCUGUGUUUGACCUUUUUUUAACAUUUCCAUUUAUUCAUGGUCAUUUAAACACAAACGGAUGGCAUGAUAAUUACCUGUUCUGCAUGAGAAUGAUUUUAACUGUUCAAUAAUAUCUGUUAUGUUUUAUAAACACUUGUUUGCACAAUUGCAGAAAUUAAUUCCGUGCAAAGCUGAUUAGAAUACAACAUUUAAGCAUUUAUACCUGUCAGACCAAAGAUAUUUGUCAAUAAAGAAUAUUCUAUCAACCUG